UGUUGCGGACGGAAGUGACGUGUGUAGCGUCAUUAGCUUGUGCCCGUGAAGAGUGAAUCGCUCGAGUGUUUCUGCUUUUUUAUCAAUAAAUCUGAAUUAUCUGAUCAUUUACUGUUCGUGUAAAACAUCGAUCUGAUCUUUAACAGGUGGUUGACCGACAGUAUGACAUCACCAGGUAGUCAGGGGGGCGGAGCUCUGUCAACGAGAGGCGGAGCUGCAGGAAAGAGAAUGAAAUGGGCUUUAGAACUGAGCCUGGGCAGCAGCAGGAGUCGUGGGGACAGGCAAAGUAAAGAGGGUGAUGUGAUGUAUCCUGUGGGAUAUUCAGAUAAACCCGUCCCAGACACCAGUGUACAGGAGGCCGAUCGCAACCUGGUGGAGAAGAGAUGCUGGGAUGUGGCUUUGGGACCGCUGAAGCAGAUUCCUAUGAAUCUCUUCAUCAUGUACAUGUCAGGAAACACCAUCUCCAUCUUCCCCAUCAUGAUGGUGUGUAUGAUGGCAUGGAGACCCAUCCAGGCGCUCAUGUCCAUGUCAGCCACGUUUAAGUUGUUGGAGAGCUCCAGUCAGCAGUGGUUACAGGGUUUGGUUUAUCUCAUUGGAAAUCUGCUUGGUUCAGCACUCGCCAUAUACAAGUGUCAAUCAAUGGGGCUCCUCCCAACACAUUCGUCUGAUUGGCUGGCUUUCAUAGAACCGCCCCAGAGAAUGGAGAUUAUGGGCGGAGGAAUGAUCAUGUGAAGAACAAACACACACACACACACACACACACACACACACACACACAGAUUUGCAUUUAACCCCAUUUGCUGAUAAUUAAGUUAUAUUUUGUGAUUUACGUUAACAUAGGUGUUUUAUGUUUUGAAGUUUUUUCUCUGUAAUAUUAUUAAAAAUUAAUAAAGAUUUCUGUUAAGAGAAAACUGUAUGUAUUAAAUGUAUGAAAUGCCCAUUUUUUAAUUUGUACAAGUUUGUAUGAAAUCUUUGUGAUUUUCUAAUAUAAAAACGGUCUAAAUAAAAAACGUACAAAAGGAUGAGAAUAACCCAUCUGAGACAGAAGACUUGUAAUCAAAAUUAUGUUUUUAAGGAUGCACAUUAAAGUUUGUUCAAUACACUGCAAAAAAAAAAUGUUCAAGAAAAACAUUUUAGUAUUUUUCAAAAAUUUUGAACUUUUUUCAUAAACCCUAAAUUCAAGAAAAAUUUGCUUACCCCAUUGGCAGAUUUUUUGCUUGUUUUAUGCACUAAAUCACUUCAAUUUUAUAUUUUUGGUAAAUACUUUUUUCUUCAUUUAGCUCAUCAAGGAAAAGCAUCUUAAUUUAAGAAUUUUUAGAUAUUUUUACUGAAAACAAGACAAAAAUACUAAGAAAUUGUUUUCUUGAAAAUCAUUUUUUGCAGUGAAAAAUCUCUUAUAUGAAAUAAUAUCAGAAAUGUGUGCAUGUCAUUCAAAAUUCAAAAAAUGAAUUUCUUACUUGGUAUUUUUGUCUUAUUUUCUGUACAAAUAUCUAAAAAAUCUUAAAUUAAGAUGUAUUUUUUUGAUGAGCAAAAUAAAUAUUAAGAAAAUAAAUGUAGUUUAUAGACACAAAACAUAAUUUUAAUGGAUGUGUGCGUAUGCCAAUGGGGUAAAAAAAUUCUACAAUUAAGUGUUUAAGGAAAAAAAUCACCUUAUUUCUAGAUUUUUUGCUUAUACCCUUUUGGCAGAUUUUUGCUUGUUUUAAGCAUCAAUUCACUUAAAUUAUAUGUCUUGUGUCUAAAAACUAGACUUAUUUUCUUAGAUUAUUUUGCUCAUCAAGAAAAUACAUAUUGAUUUAAAAGCUUUUAUAUAUUUGUACUGAAAACAAGAUAAGUUGAAAAUGAUAUUCUUGAUUAAAGCUUUACUGUUUACUGUGUCAAUGAAACUGAUGUGCCCAAACAUUGCAUGAACUUAAGAAACAAGUUUAACAACAUUUUUAAAGUUUGUCAAACAACGUCCAAAUAUCUUUGAGAUGUCUCAGUGACUUGACAAAUGUGAUAACCUGUUUGAAGGGUUUAUAGAAGGUCUAUCUGAUGAUGUCUACUAUAAAAACCUGUUAGAUUCUCACUAUCAAAAUCAUACUGAAUACUGAGAUUUUUGUCUGUUGAUACAGCAGUGACGAUGAUGCCCAGGUGUCAAUGAGUCUACACCCAAAAAACACAACACAAUGUACUGUAACACAACCUGACUGACAGCUUUCUCUCUCGUUUGAUGAGUCUUUAUGUCUCAUUGCCCAAGAAAUAAAGAGUUUAGGAAAAGAUUUGACUAAUGAACUUUAAGAGUACAUUUAUGGAAAUAAAAACAUUCAUAUUCCAUGA
Molecule: messenger RNA, 2316 nt
Organism: Paramisgurnus dabryanus
Lineage: Eukaryota; Metazoa; Chordata; Actinopteri; Cypriniformes; Cobitidae
Gene: emc4
Product: ER membrane protein complex subunit 4
Source: RefSeq, a predicted model, not a curated record